GCAUAUCCGUUGCACACUUUGUACACCUGAUACUCUCACAAAUGAAGCACUCAGCUAUUGAUAUACAAUUUAAGGAAAUUGAUGCUAAUGGCUUCACAAAUUGUACGCGUAUACGGGGCGUAUGCGCAACAUCUUCAUCGAGUUUGACUUUUGCAUUAUUUGCAAUUUAAGCUAUUUAUAUAAUAGCCUCAUUAGCAUUAGGUGUGCGUGUGUGUGUGCCUGGCUCUCUGUGUUUCUCAUUUUCAUCUUUGAGUUCCCAUCAUUAUGCUAAUGGAAUUAAAAUGAAAAUCAAGUCAACAAUUGAAUUACGCUCCACAGGACGGAUGGCAAAAGAAUUAGUUAUAGACACGUUGGUACUCUGAUGGAAUGUGCUCGAUACUCGCAGAAAAUAAUAUAAUAUGUUUGUAUAGAGAGCCAGCAUAUUAUUCAUUUCCAGCUACUUUCAAUUUUAUACUGGCCCAAGCAUUUACUUUCAAAUUGAAAUAUUUUAUCCAGAAAUGACAAUCCGGCAUUACAAUAGCACAGGAUGUUUAAUGCCACUCGUUGCUGCGGCUGCUGGUCAUUACUCAUAGGAUGCUAUUUGAUUGCAUUUGUUACGUUCGUCUAUAGUGUCUUGAGUAUUCAAUUUGUUUUGAUAUUUCACACCGAUCAAUAUAGUGGCGAUAGAAAAGGAACUAGAGGCGAUUACGAUUCAUUCAUAUGUUUUGUGGUUCCUGAAGUCAUCCUAUUUUUGGCAUCCUGCUCCUUAGUCCUUUAUGGCUUGUUUCGCAAGAAGUUUUUAGUCUUCAUAUACGUUGGCCUCGUUGGUCCCCAUAUCGUCUACUUCAUAUUGAUGUUCCUUAUAACUACAGCGAUCGGUAUAAAUAUGAUUAUAAACAGGGCCGGCGAUAACGUUCACAUCUUUUGGCCUUUUUGUCUAUUCCGAUUCGAUCCAGGCCAUACGAAAGGAAGUACAGAGGAUCAUACUUCUAUGUUACUUCAUUUGGUGCCCGAACUUUUAAUUGUUCUAUCCUCACUCCUGCUAAUCCUUUACGAAAUGUGUCCCAGGACGGCUUAUGUCAUAACUUUUGUAUGCAUCAAUGGUGUCCAUAUUAUCUAUUUUAUCAUAAUAACCAUUGUAGCAGUUUUAAUUCGCACAAAUAUUAUUGUUAACUAUGCUGGACUAUUGAUUCAUCUGUAUUGGCCGCUUUGCGUUUUACGAACGGGAAUAACAAUAUAUUCUAUUUAUAUCGUAAUAUCGUACUGUAAGCAAAGAAGGAAAGAAAUGUAAAGACAGAGGAAGAGAAAUGUACAAAGAUUAUCCCAGAAUUACAUGUAACAAAAUUUAAUAAAAGCAAAUAGUGCUAGGCUUGGUGAUAAAUCCUCACGAGCAGGGAAGUAGAGGUAAUGUUAAAGCCAUAUAAUACCAUCAGAGCUCUUCUAUAUACUCUCCUCUAAUUUUAACGAAAGCUGAUUUGCAAUAUUUCGCACUUCAUCUUGUUCCAGAAGUUAUAGUGGGAAUAUCACCGGUUUUCCUAUACGUUCAUGAACUUACCGUCAAAAAAAUAUGUAUCCUAAUUUUUGUGUUUACAGCUGGUCCCCACAUGAUCUAUUACACAUUAUUGUUUCUCAUAACUCUCGGAAUGGGGACAAACAUGAUUGUCAAUGAAACUGGAUCGUACGUUCAUUUGUUUUGGAUUUUUCUAGUAGUAAGAUUCGCAACGACUAGUUAUUUCAUUUACAUCAUAAUAUCCCACCAUAAUCAGGUACGCAAACGAGACAUCCGUCUUACAGCUAUAAACUAACCUACAAAUUAUUCAAGCAUUGCAUUAGUUGAAAUUGAAAGCGAUCAAGUUCCUUUUAGGCUC
Drosophila arizonae is the source of this 1847-nucleotide messenger RNA. RefSeq lists its product as uncharacterized. The record is from RefSeq and is a predicted model, not a curated record. NCBI's taxonomy places the organism in Eukaryota, Metazoa, Arthropoda, Insecta, Diptera, Drosophilidae.